Uranotaenia lowii is the source of this 3158-nucleotide messenger RNA. RefSeq names its product zinc finger protein DPF3. The transcript is spliced from 2 exons. The record is from RefSeq and is a predicted model, not a curated record. The coding region runs from base 873 to 1874 and encodes 333 amino acids. Lineage: Eukaryota; Metazoa; Arthropoda; Insecta; Diptera; Culicidae.
UUUUUGCUCGGUUAGAAGAAGCGCAGUAGCGAAAAAUCAACUGCUGUUAGAAGAGCUCGAUCUUAAUUCAUACGUCUUGCUGCUAGACAGAAUAGUUUAAACGAGUGGUGCACUAGAGAGGUGGUGGCGAAUCUUGGCGAAGAAAAACAGCCCAACCAGAAGAAGACGCCAACGAUAAUAUUUAUCCUUGGCGGCACCGAAAUGCAAGCGAGCCGGUUGUGUGCCGCCAGGAAGUGAAGUGUUUGAAAAAUCGGUCCCAGAUAGUUUUGGGACAAGCUGGAGCAAAUUUUUUUCAGCCGAAAGCUAUUUCUGUGUGUGCAUUUUUAAAUACACAACUACCAAUAAAAAGUAUCCAAGGAAUCAGCGGAUACAAAAGUAACUCUAUGAUGAUGUUUUGAACGAUAGACUACGCGUUUGUAGUGCCAUAGCCGAUACGUCGCAUGCACUUUCUUCCGACCGACUGUUCCGCCCCCGCACUCGUUCGCUCAUUCAUUCAACAACAGUGUCAGAUGCAUCGCUGAUUGAAGUGUAGCUGGUGCUAGCUUUGCGGAUCCCACUGUUCGGAUGAAUCUAAUGGCCACGGCAUGGACGUGUGUGCAAGAACAGGACAAAAUAUGUGCUGCCUCGAGUGUGUUGAAUGAGGAAAAAAUUGAAGGAAAAUAGAAAUCUCUAUCGCAGUGACCAUUGCCGUCAUCGUAGAUAAUCACUCGUAUAGUUCAAUCGGGCCAAGAAAACGUAGGCAAUUUUGUACAUUGUAAGAUCCCUGCAAUCGAACGAAAAAUUUCAUUUCAUUUUGUCCCCGAAAACCAUCCUUCAUCUCCUGAAAAUAGUGGUUUUCCGAUUUGGCCAUAAAUCAGACGAGUUUUCAAAAAAUGGCUUUAUCAGGAGGGGGUGGUAUCGGGAUCCACAUAGUAUCCGUACCGAACUUGCAGAAGAUUGAAAGUUUUGUACGAGAUUCCACCUACCGAGAAACGUUAGAAGUUAGUGCAUCGUUCAAUACCCGACUGUGCAUGGAACGAAGAAUGCGGGUCCCGUUUUUCGAUUCUCAAACGGGCAUAGCUCAGAACCAUAGUCACCUGUACAUGCCGCUUCGCCGACGAAUGCCCGGCCAUCGUGAAGGUCAGCUCUAUACCUACCCGGCCUCCCGAUGGUGGAAACCCAAACGGCAAUAUCUCACAAAACUACAGAACCAUCGACCUUUCAAAUCCAUCGGAGGGUCGUCGUUACCACUGGGUGUUCCUCCGGUCCCAACAAGAGAACCAGGAGAAAUACCCGCCCCCGUUGAACCUGCAGAGUUCAAUGCUUCUCUGCUAGAUGAUUCAUCUCUCGGGGCCAAUCUAGAUACAGAUAGUAAAGAUAGCCAUCCGAAUCCAACACCCUCGAAGGAAGAACCCCUGCCCAAGGAUUGGUACUACGACGAAAUGGCCCUGAACGAUGACGAUUUGGACGAUCCAGAAGGGGGAGAUUCCGAUUAUGACUACAACAUCAACGGCUACAAACGGAAGGGCAAACGAAGUAGACGACCAGCCGGCUCCGGAAAGCGUUCACGAGGGAGAGAAUCGGCUGCGGCAAGGGAAGCUGCAUCUGCCGAUCAUCCGGAAGCAAGUGGGUCACCCAGCGGGACCUCCACCCGGAAGCGUCCUGGCCCGAAACGAGGAACGGGAGGAAGCAGUAGGAAACGAGGAACCAAGGACUCGUCUGCCGCUGCCAAGGAUGCCUCGAUGGAUAAAGACCUGGAGGAUAGUAUGAACGAAAGUUUACCGGAACCGCCGUCUUUCGAUUCGGCAGCCAUGGAGCUGGGCGGAGAAAACGGUGAAAAUGGAGGCGGCUACGGUAGCAGUGCCGAUCUACGGAACUACCGGAAGUACCUGUAGAAAGAAUUGGCAACAAAGAGCGGGGUACCUCGAUCGCAUGGUACCAUAACAUAAGUUCGUGGAAAUUCGUUUUGUUUGCUGAAUUGGGAAGCAGAUCAACAUCCUUUGGACAUCAGAAGAAAAUGUCCAGACACUGGAGAACAACACAAAGACACCAUUCAACAAUGUGGAUACAAUUUUCCUUCAUAUGUUUGUUUAGAAAGUUUUCUAAUUUUUAUUCUGUAGGUUUUUCUUUUGUACGUUCAUUUGUUUUUGUAAUUGUACGUUCAAGCUGGUUCAAAAGUCAAUCAUUGAUUUGGUUAAACAAGUAUAUAACGGAAAAGUCAACAGUGUACUGGUACUUAGAACUACAAAAAUACAACAUCGAAUUGUAUAUUUGCAUGCGAAGCUGGAAGUCAGAUUUUGUAAAUUGAUUGAAAAAAUGUUUACCGAUAGAAUGUGGACAAUGAUUAUUAAAUAUAGUUCGUUACUUCGUUUGUAUUUCACCAUGAUCGUAUGACAGUCACAAUAGUGCAUAAUAUUAUUCGUUAAUGACAGAUUUCUACUUGCGUUAUUGAAACUUAACAAAUUCAGAAAAACAAAUCAUACCAUAGCUAUUAGAACACUGUUGAUUGAAACAGAAUUCAAUAAUUUUCAACACCAUAAAAAUAAGUAAUCCUACAUACAACAUAGUAAUACCACUUUCCAAUAAAAGGGAGUGAAAUUGCAAAAGGAAUCCCGUUAACAAUUUACUAACAAAGUUUCCAAAGUUAGAAUUGGAUUAUUAUUUCUUUUAUUGUUGUAUUAUGAUUGGUUUGAAUAAAUGUAACGCUGCGAAAGAACGGUAAUCAUCAAUACGGAAAGCACUCACACUGCAACGUUUAUACGAGAGUGACACUUUUCCUGAAGUGAACUGAAGCAGUUGGAAUCACAUUUGGUGUAUACUGAAAACAAAUCUAAUCUGUUGUAAAAUACAUUAGUCUUAAAAUAAGUGUAAUAGAAAUCUUCUUCAUUCGACGAAUAUGAUAAUAUAUUUGCUAGAAAGCUCGCUAAUAACAUUUCUACUGGAAUUAGAGGGAAAAACAAAUUUGGAUCCACUAAAUUACGACAGUGGCAAACGAAAAACAUUGAAAGAAAUACAAAUUUUGAAGAUUUGUGAAACGUUUUUUGAAAUACAAAAAAAAAACGGUUCAAUCUUGAACAUGAAAAGUUUAAUUUAUUAGCAUAAGAUUUACCUAAUUCACACAUGUAAAUGAGAAAAAUAUUUAAAGUAAAUAAAAUAUCGGAACACAAAUAAUCUUUUUU